Molecule: messenger RNA, 709 nt
Organism: Aspergillus sclerotioniger CBS 115572
Lineage: Eukaryota; Fungi; Ascomycota; Eurotiomycetes; Eurotiales; Aspergillaceae
Exons: 1
Coding region: 230-601 (123 amino acids)
Source: RefSeq, a predicted model, not a curated record
GGGGAAUUGAUACGUAAUGUAUGGUACCGCCAUGACCUGCGGGCGCCUUUAUCAGUACCUGCGAGGUAUUCUCACUCCCGGCAGUUCCUGAGGCCCCGCUCCCUUUUACAAUAAGUGCCAAUGCUGAAGAGUCAGAAGGACUUCACGGGAAAUGAUGACGACAACGAGCUGAGGUAGGUGGACGAGACAAGGAUUGCGAAACCCCCUUGGAAUCAGAUUUUAGCUCUGAAUGCCAGCAGCCCUCUGUAGUCCUUCAUCAACACUCCAGGCCAUUCCCCGGUGCCCCAGCCAAUCACCCCUGUCGGAGAUCUGUAGGCUUGUAGCAUUCCCUCCGCGUGUGGCAAACCCCUCGCUCAAAGCAAUCUCAAUCGCACACAAAUUCUGCCUGUCUGCCUGUCUGCCAAUCUGCCAGGCGACUCCCCUUGCGCGCGUGUUCCAGACGGCCCUUUCCUUGACGCCAGUUCCUGCCCCGGGUCCAACUUCAAACUCUCUUUCCAGUUUCACGGUUUCACCCAGCACUGUCGGCAUUGCAAGCUUGGAUCGAGCUUCUGGAAUCGCGCCCCCCAUCCCCCCCCCGAGGCCUUAUCGUCGUCCGCAUUAAGCUAACUGGAUCCCCACCCGGUUUUCUAGGCUUUCCGAGCAAUUCGUACCCCUCGAUUCCCUUUUCGUCCCGUCUUUUUACCUUCCGGUCAGCCCUCGGGCUUUAUUC